Molecule: messenger RNA, 2417 nt
Organism: Mugil cephalus (flathead mullet)
Lineage: Eukaryota; Metazoa; Chordata; Actinopteri; Mugiliformes; Mugilidae
Gene: slc16a7
Product: solute carrier family 16 member 7
Exons: 5
Coding region: 86-1540 (484 amino acids)
Biological process (GO): monocarboxylic acid transport; transmembrane transport
Cellular component (GO): membrane
Molecular function (GO): monocarboxylic acid transmembrane transporter activity
Source: RefSeq, a predicted model, not a curated record
UGGAGGAGGACAGUCUGGCACAGUGAUAGAGUCCAUAGUCUGGGUCGUACUGUUUCAAGGAUUGAGCAGAGUCGUCGGAUUGAACAUGCCCCCUGCAGCAGCAACCAAUCUAGGCUACACCCCGCCAGAUGGAGGCUGGGGCUGGGCCGUCGUCUUUGGUGCUUUCAUCUCCAUAGGCUUCUCCUACGCCUUUCCCAAGUCCCUCACAAUCUAUUUCAAGGAGAUUCAGGAAUAUUUUUCAGUCUCCUACAGCGAGAUUGCCUGGGUUUCCUCAGUCAUGCUUGCUUCUAUGUAUGCAGCAGGUCCCAUCAGCAGUAUACUAGUGAACCGGUAUGGCAGCAGACCUGUGGUUAUGCUUGGCGGGCUCUUGGUUUCCUCCGGCAUGGUGCUUGCUUCGUUUGGCACCACUAUCAUACAUCUGUAUCUCUGUGUUGGAGUAAUUGGAGGUUUCGGUCUUGCCUUCAACCUUCAGCCGGCCCUGACGAUCAUAGGCACUUACUUCCAGGUCAAAAGGCCACUGGCAAACGGACUCGCCAUGACAGGAAGUCCAGUUAUUCUAUGCACUCUGGCUCCCCUCAAUCAGUUUCUGUUUGAUUCCUUCGGCUGGAGAGGGAGUUUCCUCAUCCUGGGAUCAAUUGUUUUGAACUGCUGUGUAGCUGGUGCUCUGAUGCGACCAGUCAACAAACGUGUCCAGCACAAGCCAAACAAUGAAUUGCCAAAGUGUAAUGGGGCACCCGAAGAGGAAGCUGCUGUUGCUGACGUGAACACAAGCACAGAGUCGGCCACAGUUCAGGAGGAAGAAAAUCUAAACGAGAGCAAGGGUCGGAGCUUUGUGCACAAAUUCAUAGACGUCUCACUUUUCAAACACAGGGGCUUUCUCAUAUAUCUCGCUGGCAACGUGAUUCUGUUUUUUGGCUUUUUCGCUCCUGUGGUUUUUCUUGCUCUGUAUGCCAAACAACAAGGGAUUGAUGAAUACUCAGCAGCUCUCUUACUCUCUAUUUUUGCUCUGGUGGACAUGUUCAUCAGACCGAUAACUGGCCUUAUUGGCAACACUAAGUUGGUUAGGCCAAGGAUACAAUAUUUCUUCAGUUUUGCUGUGACGUACAACGGAGUAUGUCACCUUCUGUGUCCGCUGGCAUCUGGAUAUGCAGGUCUCGUCGUCUAUGCUGUCUUCUUCGGUUUGGCAUUCGGGAUGCUUUCUGCACUGCUUUUUGAAGUUCUCAUGGACCUCGUCGGAGCUCAUCGCUUCUCCACAGCAGUUGGACUCGUCACCAUCAUCGAGUGCGGGCCGGUGCUUCUUGGACCUCCGAUCUCAGGAGCUCUGGUCGAUACCUUUGGGGAUUACAAAUACAUGUACUACGCAUGCGGUGUGUUCAUGCUGGCGCCUGGCAUAUUUCUCUUCAUCAUGCAUUACUUCAACUACAAGAAACUGGACGAGGAGCACAGGAGGAGUGUUGUUGUGGAGAUGAGGACUUCUGAAGAGGCCGUGCACCUUAAUAUGAGCCACGAUGAUAAAAUGGUGAAUGAAACAAACGGAUGAGCUAUGAUCUUUUUUAGAUCCACACUGGGUAUUAUGUUAACAGUUAUUUUAUGUAUGUUGUUAGUUUUACAUUAUGUGACUAACUGUAACUUUAAUGGCCUUUGGUCAUAAAUCAUCCAGAACUGCUCCUGUUCCUUCCAGAGCAAUUAUCGUAAAUGUGUAUAAACUAUUAAGGUUCCUUUGGUAUCUUCAGUGGCUUAAUGAAAAAAUAAUUUUCCUAAGAGACUGAUAUAAAGUAAUGAGUCAAAACCCUCUACACAGAGCCGGAGCAGCUCUGUUUUAUUAUCACCUCAACACUAGAUGGCACUGAACCCUAUCAUGUGAGAUAGAUGCUGCACUCUCCAUCUCCUCCAUUGUAAUGCAAUUAGGCGUCCACAUUGGUGGCUUAGUUCUUUACAGCAUUACUUUCAAUAAUCUGGGUCAUAACCCCUCCAGUGGGAAGCCAGAUAUUUUGAAUGGGUCGCCAAGGGUGCAACCAGUGCAAAAUGAUAAAAUUAAGUGUCUCCUAUAAAGACUGUGGCUUCUCUCUUAAAAAUGCCUCCCUUCUGCAAUCCCCUCAUUCUGCCCAUAAAUUUGAAUCCCGCUGUUAGAGAGAGAGUGAGAGAGCAAAAAAAGCAUUCUUCAUGUUCUAGUCUGCAGUAAAAUACUUUUUCAGUGUCACAGGGAUCUGUAAAAGUUGUUUCACUGCAGCACCGCUUUGGUAAAAGUCAUCAAAAUUCAGUAUGAAGUUAUGGAAAUGCUUUAGAAUGAAGUUUUAGAUAAGUGUGGGGCACCCUGUGUGUAUUUCAUACAAAAAAAAGAUUGCAUUUGCAUGUGUGGUUUAAGAAGUGAAAUGCUUCGCUUUGCCUCACUGACAUAAAAGAUAUUGUGCAUAUAA